AUGGCAGCAGCUCCAGGUGGUUCUGGACUCCCCAAGUUGCAGUUCGCCCCCUUUAGCAGUGCCUUAGAUGUGGGAUUCUGGCACGAGCUGACACAGAAGAAGCUGAAUGAGUAUCGUCUGGAUGAAGCUCCCAAGGACAUUAAGGGCUAUUAUUACAAUGGUGAUUGUGCCGGCCUGCCAGCUCGUUUAACAUUGGAGUACAGUGCAUUUGACACGAAUGCUCCUACCCCAGCCCAUUGCUGUCCAGCUGUUGGAACACUGUAUAACACAAAUACGCUUGAGUCCUUCAAGACUGCAGACAAGAAACAACUUUUGGACCAAGCAGCAAAUGAGAUAUGGGAAUCAAUAACAUCAGGCACUGCUCUUGAAAGCCCUGUACUUCUCAACAAGUUCCUCCUCCUGACAUUCGCAGAUCUAAAGAAAUACCAUUUCUACUAUUGGUUUUGCUACCCUGCACUCUGCCUGCCAGAGAGUAUACCUCUGAUCCAGGAGCCAGUGGGUUUGCAUCAAAGAUUUUCACCAGAACAGAUUCAAGCCCUUGAGUGUGCAUAUGACGAUCUGUGUCACAGAGAAGGAGUCACUGCUCUACCGUACUUCUUAAUCAAGUAUGAGGAGAGCACAGUGCUGGUCUCUCAGCUUAAACACUGCAGGGAUUUUCUUCAAGGUCAAAGGAGAAAGAUAACAGUCGGUGUCUAUGACCCCUGUAACUUAGCCCAGUACCCUGGAUGGCCUUUGAGGAAUUUUUUGGUCCUAGCAGCUCACAGAUGGAGUAGCCGUUUCCAGUCAGUAGAGGUGCUUUGCUUCCGGGACCGAACCAUGCAGGGGGUGCGAGACAUCACACACAGCAUCAUCUUUGAAGUGAAGCUUCCAGAAGUGGCAUUUAGCCCAGAUUGUCCCAAAGCAGUCGGGUGGGAAAAGAACCAGAAAGGAGGCCUGGGCCCGAGGAUGGUGAACCUCAGUGAGUGCAUGGACCCCAAAAGGUUAGCUGAGUCAUCAGUGGACCUAAAUCUCAAGUUGAUGUGUUGGAGAUUGGUCCCUACUUUGGAUUUGGACAAGGUCGUGUCUGCCAAGUGUUUGCUGCUUGGAGCCGGCACGUUGGGUUGUAAUGUCGCUAGGACACUCAUGGGUUGGGGUGUCAGACACAUCACGUUUGUGGACAACGCCAAGGUUUCCUACUCCAAUCCUGUGAGGCAGCCUCUUUAUGAAUUUGAAGAUUGCCUAGCAGGUGGGAAGGCCAAGGCCCUGGCUGCUGCAGACCAGCUCCAAAAAAUAUUCCCUGGAGUGAAUGCCAGAGGGUUCAACAUGAGCAUCCCCAUGCCCGGACAUCCAGUGAACUUCUCCACCAUCACCAUGGAGCAAGCCCGCAAAGAUGUGGAACAACUGGAGCAACUCAUUGAAAACCAUGAUGUCAUUUUCCUGUUGAUGGACACCAGGGAGAGCCGGUGGCUUCCUGCUGUCAUUGCUGCGAGCAAGAGAAAGCUAGUCAUCAAUGCAGCCUUGGGGUUUGACACAUUCGUGGUCAUGAGGCAUGGCCUGAAGAAGCCAAAGCAGCAGGAGGCUGGGGACUUAUGUCCCAGCCAACCAGUGGUGUCCACUGACUUCCUUGGCUCAUCUCUUUUUGCCAAUAUCCCUGGCUACAAACUUGGCUGCUAUUUCUGCAAUGAUGUGGUGGCCCCUGGAGAUUCAACCAGAGACCGGACAUUGGACCAGCAAUGCACUGUCAGCCGCCCAGGGCUGGCCAUGAUUGCGGGAGCCCUGGCCGUGGAAUUGAUGGUUUCUGUUCUGCAGCAUCCAGAAGGGGGCUACGCCAUUGCCAGCAGCAGUGAUGACCGCAUGAAUGAGCCUCCCACUUCUCUUGGGCUUGUUCCUCACCAGAUCCGAGGUUUUCUGUCACGAUUUGAUAAUGUCCUUCCUGUCAGCCUGGCAUUUGACAAAUGUACAGCUUGUUCUUCCAAAGUUCUUGAUCAAUAUGAACGAGAAGGAUUUAGUUUUCUUGCAAAAGUGUUUAAUUCUUCACAUUCCUUCUUAGAAGACUUGACUGGUCUUACAUUGCUUCAUCAAGAGACCCAGGCUGCUGAGGUGCGAUUUUCUAUCUAA
Molecule: messenger RNA, 2097 nt
Organism: Elephantulus edwardii (Cape elephant shrew)
Lineage: Eukaryota; Metazoa; Chordata; Mammalia; Macroscelidea; Macroscelididae
Gene: ATG7
Product: autophagy related 7
Exons: 18
Coding region: 1-2097 (698 amino acids)
Biological process (GO): cellular response to nitrogen starvation; autophagosome assembly; autophagy of mitochondrion
Cellular component (GO): phagophore assembly site; cytoplasm
Molecular function (GO): Atg8 activating enzyme activity; Atg12 activating enzyme activity
Source: RefSeq, a predicted model, not a curated record